GGUUGGUCGUAUUUUGAAUUGAGCCAUGAAGCGCGGGGUCGAGUCCGUCCUUGGGAAGAAGAAGGCGCGCAGCGACGCGCCGGCCUUGCAUGUCGAGGAGACCGAGGAAGACUUGGUCUUCGAAGACCCGUAUGGCGACGACCUCGAGGACGAAGAGAUGGUCUCGGAGGAUGCGGCCGACGACGACGACGUCGACAGCGAUGACAUGGACGUCGAGACGCCUGCGCAGACGAUCGCGGCCGACGACGAGGACGAGAAGGAGCCGACGACCAAGGUGUGGCUGCCCAACAAGGAGAAGCUCGGCGAAGACGAAGUCCUCGACUACGACUCGUCGGCGUACGAUCUCUACUACGCCAUGUCGGCCGAGUGGCCGUCGCUCUCGUUCGACAUUGUGCGCGACAACCUCGGCGCGUGCCGCACCAAGUUUCCCAUGAGCAUCUACGUGGUCGCGGGCACGCAGGCGGCCAAGGCGUCGGACAACAAGAUCACGAUCAUGAAGAUGACCGAGCUGCACAAGACCAAGCACGAGAACGACUCGGACGACUCGGACGCCGACUCGGACGACGACGACGACGCCGAAGAGGGCGACCCGGUGCUCGAGUCGCGCUCGAUCGACCACCACGGCGGCAUCAACCGCAUCCGCGCGAUGCCGCAGUCGUCCAACAUCGUCGCCACGUGGGCGGAUACGCGCAAGGUGCACCUCUACGACAUCUCCAAGCAGCUCCAGUCGCUCGACGGCAAGAACCCGGUCGGCAUGUCGUCGACGGCGGCGCCUGUCUUUACGUUCACGGGCCAUGCCGACGAAGGGUUCGCGAUGGACUGGUCGCCGCACACGGCCGGCUCGCUCCUUACCGGCGAUUGCUCCAAGUACAUUUACCACUGGGUCAACAACGGCGCGUCGUGGGUUGUCGACAAGAUCCCGUUCACGGGCCACAAGGCGAGCGUGGAGGACCUCCAGUGGAGCCCGCUCGAAGGCUCGGUGUUUGCGUCGUGCUCGGCGGACAAGACGGUCCGCAUCUGGGACAUUCGCACCAAGACGCGGUCGAUGAUCGAGGUCAACGCCCACGACCAAGACGUCAACGUGAUCUCGUGGAACCGUAACGUGUCGCACUUGAUCGCGUCGGGCUCGGACGACGGUUCGUUCAAGAUUUGGGACUGCCGCAAGUUUGGGUCGCCGGCCAAGGACGAACCGAUCGCGCACUUCCGCUACCACACGGCUCCCGUCACGUCGAUCGAGUGGCACCCGAGCGACGAGUCGAUGCUUGCGGUCUCGGGCGCCGACAACCAGAUCUCGAUCUGGGACAUGUCGGUCGAAGAGGACACGGAGCAGCACCCGAGCAGCGAAAAGCUCGACGUGCCGCCGCAGCUGCUCUUCAUCCACCAAGGCCAGACCGACAUCAAGGAGCUGCACUUCCACCCGCAGUGCCCCGGUCUCCUUGUCAGUACGGCCGCCGAUGGCUUCAACGUGUUCAAGCCCGCCAAUAUUUCCUAAAUUAGAUGCUAUUACCUUCUCUUCCUCUCCA
Molecule: messenger RNA, 1523 nt
Organism: Saprolegnia parasitica CBS 223.65
Lineage: Eukaryota; Oomycota; Saprolegniomycetes; Saprolegniales; Saprolegniaceae
Exons: 1
Coding region: 26-1492 (488 amino acids)
Molecular function (GO): protein binding
Source: RefSeq, a predicted model, not a curated record